AUGUUCAGAUUUUCCAAUUGGGUAUCCGGGACCAAAUUCAAUGGUGUAACGGAAAGGGAGCAAAGAUAUGCGCACCACAUGGCACGUGCCGCUUGGUAUGGAGCUCGUAUCAUUCUAGAACAAGUCUCUCCAGAGUCUCGACCGAUUUUCGAUUUCAUUCUUGAGCUUCACCGGGCCUGUUCUGGGAACUGGGAUGCAAUUGUUGGUCAAGUAGGCAUGGAAAGGGACCAACUGCAGCAAUUUCUCACCUACGCCGCGACAUUCCUUUCAAAUGUCGGCAAUCACUAUGGCUCGGGGGAUCAGAACCUCGGUUUCCUGAGCGAUACUACGCAGAGCAGCUACUACCCUGGCGACCCGGUUUCAGAAGAGGAGAUAACCAUGGUGUCGAGGAUCCUUGAGCAGAACUCUAUUCUCCCCGAGAAUACCCGGAUUCGAAGGGCGAACAACAGUGCAGAUGACUCUGAGGUCCUUGUCGCUUCGGUCCAGCGUGACGACGACGCAAGCCGCAUCCGUACCUUUCCCACCCCAGGCCUAAAGGGUGUGAUACGACUGAUUCGAGGAGACCACUCCUCUGCGUUGGGAAACAUCUGCAACGAACUCACCCAGGCUGCGAAUUUCGCCGCCAACGACACCCAGGUCGACUUCCUCCGGAAGUAUGCAGAAAGCUUCCAGACAGGCAGUCUGAACACUCCCAACGGAUUUGAGACCGGGACGAGGCACCGCGCGUUGACUUCUCGAGCAUCCACCGAGGAUGGCUUCAAGAAUGUCAUUAUUUCCAACAGGAUGGCGACGGAGAGCAGGGCGCUACAAUACCCUUUCAUCGACCCCUCGGAGGCAGAGACGUUUAUCAAGCACAAGUUCCCCGCGUACCAUUGGUUGGUUGUGCUCCAUGAGCUGCUGGGCCAUGGUACAGGACAAAUGAUGGUCGAAACCGAGGAAGGGAAGCAUAAUUUUGACAUCGACAAUCCGCCUAUCAGCCCGCUUACUGGAAAGCCGAUGCCCGCCCUAACCGCCACCGUUUGGGGCAGCAUCAGGAUGAUUCUUGCGCAUGCGUCCUCGGCCUCCGAGGCUCUCAAGACGUCCUUGACAUGUUAG
Podospora pseudopauciseta is the source of this 1095-nucleotide messenger RNA. RefSeq lists its product as uncharacterized. Lineage: Eukaryota; Fungi; Ascomycota; Sordariomycetes; Sordariales; Podosporaceae. Gene Ontology annotation, molecular function: dipeptidyl-peptidase activity. Gene Ontology annotation, cellular component: cytoplasm. The record is from RefSeq and is a predicted model, not a curated record. The coding region runs from base 1 to 1095 and encodes 364 amino acids. The transcript is spliced from 5 exons.